AUGAGGAGGUUCGCCAGCAGCCAGAACGUGCUGGCGAACUUCGACUGGACGGCGCAGGUGGCGCCGGUGGAUGCAACGGAGCAGAGGAACUGUUACUUUGACGACAAAGACAGAGACAAAGAAGAGCGAGAUGACGACGACGGCGACGAAGUGGUGAUUCCAUUUUCGUCCCCCAUUUUGGUAGGUGGAGUGGAGUCGAAGGCGAAGAAGGAAGUGAAUCUGUGGAAGAGAAGGACAAUGCUCACCCUCAACCACUUCGCUUGCGACAUCCCCAUUAUUCUGCAAAUGUAA
Molecule: messenger RNA, 291 nt
Organism: Eucalyptus grandis
Lineage: Eukaryota; Viridiplantae; Streptophyta; Magnoliopsida; Myrtales; Myrtaceae
Exons: 1
Coding region: 1-291 (96 amino acids)
Source: RefSeq, a predicted model, not a curated record